Messenger RNA from Neoarthrinium moseri, 1137 nucleotides. RefSeq lists its product as uncharacterized. Bases 1 to 1137 code for a protein of 378 amino acids. The record is from RefSeq and is a predicted model, not a curated record. NCBI's taxonomy places the organism in Eukaryota, Fungi, Ascomycota, Sordariomycetes, Amphisphaeriales, Apiosporaceae. The transcript has 6 exons.
AUGGCAAUUCAACUACCUUCAGAGGUGCAAGGCACCGCCGCCGGAGUGCUGGUCUAUUCGUUUAUUGCUUUGAUAUGUAGCGCUUUGGUAGUCUGGUUGACCUGGACGCAUCAAGAACGUACAAGCUAUAUUGCGCUUAUCAGCUACCUACUUCUAUUGAGCACUGCGACAUGCAUUGCUUCACAAUUACACUACUAUGUCAGUUUCGAAGACGUGAUGGCGGCGCAGUGGAAGGCGGCAAUUGUGAACCCCAACAAUCCGGAGACGAUAAUAUCGAACGGGGCAGUGGGAAUAGAUCUUGGUCUGUGGUACUUUAGGCAGUAUGCUUUUUCAGCAGCAGCAAUGGCCUUUUCUCUUGUACAGUCAGUGUACGGUUGGGCUGCGAGGCCCCAACUGAAGACAUUACUGAAAAGAAUUAAUGCCAUUGUGAUGAUCAGCCUCGCAGGCGGGUGUCUCCUAAUGCUGGCCAUACUUAUACGGUACAUCCAGAGUCGCAGACAACUAGUUGCGUGGAGCAUGAAAUACGGAAAUUCAGUUUCACGCGGUUCAUCCUUGGCUCAGCAGUCAGGAGCUCCGCGACAGAGAUUCAACGGGAUCUACGAUCGCUGGCUCAUGACACGCUUCACGAUCGCGUUUGUUGUACUUAGCAUAUUCGAGCUCACCAACAUGCUUUUCCAGUUUACCGGUAUGAACAACAGCAACAAGGAUGCCACGAGGGGCUCACCAGACUUGAGUGCCGAGCGCGGGAAAGAAACAACAAUACUCUUUCUCCCCGGUCCGGCCCCGAGCUUCCUUCUGUUCAUCGUGUUUGGGACCACGACACCGUUCCGCAGAUAUAUGUACGCCACGUUCGUCCCCACCAAGUGGCAGAAAAUAUCGGAUGUUGUUGAAGAGAACGAAGAGUCUGCUAUGCCUUCCAAAUGCACGAAGGGUUCCACAGGCCGUAUACAUAGCAUCGCAAUAUCGAGCCCAUCGAGGCCUCACCACACAGCCGACAUACAUAUGACAGACCUAGAGAAAGGAACCAACAGACUCCCCAAUGGUUCGGAUGACAUCCAAGACUCGCUCGCAGAACCAGAACCGGCAUACUACCGCGUACAUAUCAGUAGGAUGAGGAGACCUGACGGUUCAGAGUAG